Messenger RNA from Sceloporus undulatus (fence lizard), 2457 nucleotides. It is a transcript of the gene GTPBP10, whose product is annotated as GTP binding protein 10. Bases 292 to 1350 code for a protein of 352 amino acids. Gene Ontology annotation, cellular component: mitochondrion. Gene Ontology annotation, molecular function: magnesium ion binding; GTPase activity; GTP binding. Lineage: Eukaryota; Metazoa; Chordata; Lepidosauria; Squamata; Phrynosomatidae. The transcript has 10 exons. The record is from RefSeq and is a predicted model, not a curated record.
AAAACAAGUUUGCUUCAUCUCCGAUAUGACAUCCCUUUAGAUGUUUAAAGAUGAAUAUCUUGUUUCCUUCACUCUUCUCCAAGCUAAACAUAGACAGCUCCUGAAGUUGUUCUUAGGACUUAGUUUCCAGAUCUUUGAUCAUCUCGGUCCCCCUCCUCUGGACCCAUUCCAGCCUUUAAAUAUCCUUCUUUAACUGUGGUGCCCAGGACUGGAGACAGUAUUACAAAUUGGUUCUGACCUAAGCAGAAAAGAGUCUUCUGGAGACAUUUUGCUACAAAAUAUGGCAGAUUUAUGGAUGAUCUAAGGAUCUACGUGAGAGGAGGAACUGGUGGAAUGGGCUAUCCUCGAUUAGGUGGAGAAGGAGGAAAAGGUGGCGAUGUCUGGCUGAUGGCUCAUGAAAAAAUUACCUUGAAGAGACUUAAAGACCAAUAUCCAACCAAAAGGUUUAUUGCAGGAACAGGAGCCAACAGUAGUAUUGCUGCGCUGAAAGGUGCUAGUGGCAAAGAUUGUGAGGUAAAUGUGCCUCCAGGAAUUUCAGUCACUUCAGAUGAUGGGAAAAUGUUUGGUGAACUUAACAAACCAGGAGAAAGGCUGUUGGUGGCACGUGGGGGUAUUGGUGGAUGCCUGGUAACAAAUUUCCUGCCCUCCAAAGGUCAAGCACAUACGAUUCAUCUUGAUCUAAAACUUAUAGCAGAUGUUGGUUUAGUUGGAUUUCCAAAUGCAGGAAAGUCCUCUCUGCUAACCAAGAUUUCUCGUGCUGCUCCUGAGGUUGCCGAUUACGCUUUCACAACAAUAAAACCUGAACUUGGAAUAGUUAAAUAUGCUGAUCACAAACAGAUCACAGUUGCUGACCUUCCAGGAUUGAUUGAAGGUGCACAUAUGAAUAAAGGAAGAGGACAUAAGUUCUUGAAGCACGUGGAAAGAACAAAACAGCUGCUUUUUGUUGUUGAUGUAUCUGGAUUUCAGCUUUCUUCUUUAUCACCAUUCAGAACAGCCUUUGAAACUAUAAUGCUACUGGCAAAGGAACUGGAAUUGUACAAAGAAGAACUUCGAACUAAACCUGCAUUACUUGCUAUCAAUAAAAUGGACUUGCCCAGUGCAAAAGAAAAACUGAAUGAACUUAUGGAACAACUGCAAAGCCCUGAAGAUUAUAUGCAUUCACUUCCAGUAAAGAUGAUUCCAGAUGUCAUUAUCAAGUUCAAAGAGAUCAUUCCCAUAUCUACACAUUCUGGUGAAGGAAUUGAAGAACUGAUUGAAUGUUUAAGAAAAAUACUAGAUGAAGAAGCUGAGAAGAAGAUUGAAAAUUAUCAAAGAGAGCAGCUUUAUGCACUGCAUCAGUCAGAAAUAUAGCUAUUCCUUAAAAUAAAAUAAAAAAAACAUUGGAUGAUGGUUAAGAGAUUAGUUCUUACAGCCCUCUGAGUGUAGUUGACUUUGUGCCAAGCCAGAGUGUGCUUUGACUUUCAGGCCAACUACUUAAAAAACAAGAGUAUAUAUUGUUCUCCAUCUGUAAAUUUAAAAAUGUGCAUUGUUUCAACUAGAUCAAUUUGUUACCAAAUACCUGCAAUUUCAAGUUACAUAAUAUUUGUAUUCAAGCAAGUUGUAGAUUACAUUUUCAAAGAUGUAAAUAAAUAUGUAAUUUUUUAAAUAAAGGUGUGCUAAGACUCUCAAAUUCCUUUACCAAAGCUUUUAGAUUAGUUUCUAUUCUAAGACAAGAACAUGUAAAAAUUACUGGGCUUAAUUUCCUGAAACAUUUUGGAAUGUUUAAAAUUACUUAACAGAGGUAUUUAGCAGCAAUAGUGCUAAGCACCAUAUUAGAACAACUGUCAUGUACGAACAAAAUGCAAGAGUGUUGCCUUUCGUGUGGUUAUUUGGCAUGAAGAUAACUUCAAUUUAUGACAACCCUGUAAAUGAGAGACCUUCAAGAGUCUUGCUUGUCUUGCAAGAACAGGGCAAUGGCUUUAUUGUUUGGGCCAAUCCAUGUUGUGGCUCUGAUGCCACAACAAACUGCCAUUCCCAGAAGUCCAUAGCAUUGAGCCAUGGCAGUUAAAGUGGUGUCAAACCAGAUUGUUUCUGCAGUGCAGAUGCAGUUUUUCUCAGUUUAGUCGUCUUGGCCUAGAGUUCAGGCUUGAUUUGCUGUAGGAAUCUUUCAUUUGUCUUUUGAGUAGUUCUGGUAUCUGUAAGAGUAGCACAUUUCAAAUUAGUUUAUAUUUUUUUCUGUCUGUUUUCACACCCAUACAUAGAAAUUGGAAAUGAUUAAGACAUGGAUAAUUCAAAUUACGAUAUUUAAGUAUGCAUCUUUACACUUGAGGAUCUCACUUUGUUCCUUCAUAGUUCCACCCAACAAAUCUUAUUCUGACUUUGAAUACAUUUUCCAUUUUGUUUAAUGACUGGGAAAGGUGUAGAAAAUCUUAUUUCUCUUGUCUUCAUGAAAGUUAUGUAAAUGAUGUCAUAAAAAAU